CGCCUACUCCAAGUGCUAAAGACGAAAAAUCUAGGGACACACCCAUCAUUCUGCAAAGCUCUGUUCUAAUCGUGGAAAAUAAAUACCCAUUGAAGUGUCAAAUAAUUGGCCGGUUUUACAUCGAGCAACUACCCGUUCAGACAUUCAACAAUGCGGGCUAA
Molecule: messenger RNA, 161 nt
Organism: Sphaeroforma arctica JP610
Lineage: Eukaryota; Ichthyosporea; Ichthyophonida
Exons: 1
Source: RefSeq, a predicted model, not a curated record